AUGACACAGGCAUUCCUUCAGUCAGAGCUGAUGAGCCUGAUCUCAGACUCCAAACGCAAAUACAGUGAUGUCCGUUCUGCCGCUGAGCAGUCCCUUUCUGAUCUCAGAGCUAUAUCGGUGACUUCUGAGUCUCAAUUGGCUGCUGAUCUUCUACGCCGUGCCGACUUCAUCAACCCUUUUAUUCUAGCCUGCAAAACCAAAAACAUCAAACUGGUCAGCAGUGGCACUGUGUGUCUGCAGCGCCUGACUGCCAGUAAGGCCAUUGCUCGCUCGCGGCUUCGGGACCUUCUAGAUGCUUUUGGUGAUGGCGUCAAUUCCGGAUAUGAGCCUCAGCUGAAAAUUCUGCAAACAUUGCCCUCCCUGCUUCAACUCUAUGCCUCCGACAUCUAUGGCCCCCUUCUUGCUAGGAUACUGCAAAUUUGUGUCGCACUCCAAGCCAGCAAGACGGCAAUAGUCAGCAACACCGCUGCUGCUACAUUCCAGCAGCUAAUCAACAGCGUCUUCGAACGCGGGGCACAACCUCAUUCCUCCCGUGCUCCCAGUGACAGUGAGAGCCCAAACAGCGAAGAUCCAUCCGACAAGGAAAGUGACGGCUCAGAUGACGCUAUACGCGUCUUUGAUGAUUUAUGCCUAUUGCUUAAUCAUCAAGUACCAAAUUUCGUAAAACUCGAUGGUGUAUCGCCCGAGUUUCUCCUCGAAACACUCCACACCAUCUUGUCAAACCACAGCUCAUUCCUCGUUUCACAGCUGGAGCUGGUGCAAGCUUGCCGGGAAAAUCUAUUGCCGGGUCUUUCCAGGCAGAUAGCCCGGAAAGAUGGCUUUGGUACGUCAGUGCGUGCUAUUGCGAUUCUCCUCCUUCUAGUCCAGGCAUCCGCAGAUAUUCUCCAGGAACAGCUACAACCUAUCAUAGCCUCCCUCAUCAGCUCCCUUGAGAAAGAUGGCAAUAUAUUGUGGAAACGAGCGCUAUAUCUGGAGUUCUUUCGCGAGAUUUUUGCCGAUUUCAGCACACUCAGAAAGCUUUUUGAGUUAUUCGAUUCUACUGGCAAAUCAAGCGUCAUCGGCCUCUUGUUGAGUUCGUUUGUUAGGGUUGCUGCUGAGGACCCCUCUUUGAUCGGCCUCGGUCGCCAAUCGACUAUUCCCGUCUAUCGUGGAAAUGAUUUGAGAGGGGAUGAAGUCGCAUCCAUCGAGGCUCAGGGUCUCGGGGGUGCUAUUACCUCCGUAUCAUCGGCAGACUUGACCACUAUCGGGUUGAGCACAGAAUGGAGCGUGGUAACCACUCCCUUACUGAAGCAACCUGAAAAGCACGUCGCUCCUGCCAUCCCCAGCACAUACGUGUACACCCUGGUCCUUGAAUGUACUGCUUCCUUCUGUGACGGACUUUCCAGAUUUGUCAUGCCAUUGAGCGUACCAACCCGGUCUUCUCGUCGUGACUCAGGCGAGGAUAGUAGGGGCAACAAUUUAGCAACCGAUGCGAGAGAUGAUGGACCAGCACGCAAACCAUCAAGGUCUUCCACUUCGUCUCAAAAGUAUCAACGACUUGUGAAUCCUCUCCAGCUUUCGAAAAAUACGUCACUUGCCCAAAUUCAGCUCUGCGCUGCAAUGGUCGAGGCUUGUUGGCCUGCGGCUCUUGCAAUAUGCUCGACAUUCUUGAACUCCGCAUUGGAUUCCGAAUUCUAUCACAUAUUGAUCAGGUCAGUUCAAAAGCUUGCCCAGGUCUCCGGGGUUUUGGAACUGUCCACACCUCGAGAUGCUUUGCUCACAACCCUGGCUAAAGCAUCUAUACCUGCAAAUGCUAGUAGUGUCAUAGCAGCCUAUCAAGGUUCUAAAACAGCCAAAUCCACGGAUAUCGAGGAAUUGGACGACCCGACUGAAAGUCUCCACCCCCCCCGGGAGCCUCCUCCAACACCAACGCACCAAGCCAGUAGCUCACCACUCAAUGUUCGGCACCUUCUUUGUCUGAGGGCUUUAUUGAAUUUGGGAAUUGCGCUGGGCCCUACCCUAGAAAAAGGUGCUUGGUUCAUCUUGAUAGAAACCAUGCAGCAUGUCGAAGCAUUGAUCGCCAUUCCGACGACACUGUCCACAGCCUCACAAGGAGGGACGCCUAAGAUAGGUACAACCGGCCACGAAAGCCAGACCACAUUGGCGAGCGAGAUUGCUGCUGUUCAGGCGGCGACUAAGCGUAUGCUUGAAAGUACCCGUGGUUAUAAUGCCGCACCAUUCGCUAAUCUCGUCAACGCACUUUUCCGACUGCUCGGCCAGGACAAGCCAGAAGGCGGAGCACAAGCUGGCCAAGUAAUCAUUUCUUCACCUACGUCUUCCACCAAGUUGGAGGCAUCACGACCAACACAUCAUGCCAGUCGAAGUGUCUCUGGUCUAUGGACCAAAUCGAAAACGUUGGAUAUGGAAAUUAGUUUUGUGCUCAGCAAGAUAAGUGAAAUUUCACGCAUUAAUCUUUACCGUUUCACGCUGUCUCAGGAGCAUGAUUAUUCAUGGGACCUGAUUACUUCUAGAUUGCUCAAGCUAUGCCAGAAUCAUUCUGUGUCUGAUGGUCAUCGAAUUCAAUCUGCAAGCGUGGUUGACCUGAUAGCCAUGGAAACUGUCAAGUUACUUGAUGAUGCAAACCAUAGCGUGAAAGAUCAGGAUGUCGUCAGGAUUUGGUGCCUGGAAGCCCUGAUGAAACAACUCCAGGUAUUGACUUCUUCAGAUCUGGAUCACCAAGAUGAUGUUCAGUACGAGAUCCACAAGAGGCUACUUGACGCACUUGAAAGUAUGCUCAGUCAUAGUGGAGACGCUUUACGUGACAGCUGGCCGAUCGCUCUGGACAUUUUGUCUUUGUCUUUCGCGAAAUUGGCAAAUGACGCAGGGAGUCUAUCUAAUCUCUCGACCGAUAUGAUUGAACUGAAAGAAAAGAAUGCUCAGAUUCUCCGUGUGGGUUUCAGGUCAAUUCAAUUGAUCACGUCUGACUUCCUAAGUGUUCUCACGGUAGAGUCCCUGGCAAAAUUGGCUCAGCUACUUCGCGAUUUUGGUAGCCAGAAUUUUGAUGUGAACGUGGCACUCACAAGCACUACUCUGCUGUGGAGUCUUGCAUCUCAAACCUUGACUAGGCUCGAAACAAUUGGAUCAGCCCAGCUGCCUAUAAGUCCAACCGUGCUAGAAGACAUCGAGUCAUUAGAAGGUGCAGCCGGUACGGAGUUGCUAUGGUCCAUUACAGUGGCAGAGCUUCUCAAACUCUGUGGUGACGAGCGAGGCGAUAUCCGCAAUGCUGCCACCAGGAUACUCUUGAAGACUCUUGAGGCAUCCAGUGAGAGUCUCACUGCAAAUGCAUGGGCUACAGUGCUGGUCAGUGGUCCGUUUAGUAUCAUUCGCUUCGCUCUCGAUCAAGGCAAGAACAAAGACCACGAUCAAGGAGAUUGGAUGUCGUCCGUGGCACAGUUGACCGAAGGAAUCGUAUUGAUCAUAACGCAAAACCUAAAUGUUAUAGCGAAACAUCAGACCUUUGCAAAUACAUGGGACUGUCUGAUGGACGUCUUUGAAGCCGUACUGAACACAAAAUCCCUCAGCGCCGCUUCUCUAGCUUUUGCAAAUAUCAACAGCCUACUGUCGACAAUUCCACUACUCGGGAAAUUUGACGAUGCUUUACUUACACCAGUACUACGGAUAUGGAGCACAUAUCACCCAGCCGACAUCCAGGACUCGAAAGAGCAAGUCCCUAAUCAAUUUGCAUUCAGUGCCCACGCUCGCACAUUCGUUCAAGCAUACAAGACAUGUCCUUCAGCGGUCCAAAAGUAUGAGCACAACGGAGCGCAAGUCGAGGCCAUACUCGGCAAAGCCAUCGAACGUACCAUUCUCCUUUCCAGCCAUCCUCCGUACACCAGUGAUGUCAAGACUCCAUCGAUAGAACAAACAGAAGUGCUUGAAUGCCUCUCAAUCCUGAGGACGCUCCUGCCCGGUGCCAUGGACAUUUAUUGUCAACAUCUCCUGCAUCUCGAGCGGUCAAUGCUGAUGAUUGCGAACGGAAGAGUAAAUGCAACCAAGAAGUCGGCGAUUAUGAAAUCUGUGCAGCGACCAACCUUUAUUGCAUUCGCAUCUGCAUGCCUGGAUAUCCUCCGGUCAAUGGUUUUAGAGUUUACGCAGGGAGGGGGAUUCAUUCACCACCAACUGGUCGAAGCAUCGUUCAACAUUUUAUCCGCCCUGAUACGCACAAAAUACACCGACCUACCAAGCAAUAACGACGCUCCACUCUGGCGAAACGCCACCAUCACAGCAGUGGUCAUGCUGGAGGCCAUCACGAAAGAGAACUCAAAAGCAGGGAAAAUGCCAGACGAGGCGCUCGUCAGUGGCAUGGCAGACUCACUCAUCCCGUUGACAUCCAACAUCCUCAGCCCCGGCGGCCUGUCCAACCCCCCAACGAAGCAGAAGCCAGAAAUACUUCUCGAAGACGAAUCAUUCGAUAUCUCUCAAUUCCAACGUCUGCACAAGUGCGUCGUAUCGCUUUUCCAGCACGAAUGCGUCGAGAAUUCUGCGUGCACCAAAUAUGCCAUAGUGAUCUUCAAUGCAUCGCUGAUCGCGAAGCCCUGGUUCUACGAUCUGCCAGCCGACCUCGACCGCGAUCCGUUGAAGGGCCUGACGGAUCUCCGGGCCGGGACCGUGCAUAAGCCCGUCUUCGCGGUGCGGAGGAGGAUAUGCUGUGCCGCUCUCGACGCGCUGUUUGGCCUUGUCGCUAAGCAAGCCAACCAGCAAGACGGGAAUGAUGGUGGUAAACCUAGAGCUAGAUCCAGAUUUUCGCCCUCACAUUCGCUUUCGCAUCGUCUAGCUCGCAAUGCGGCGCCAUAUCUGCUCCUCCGCGUCGUGCAUCCGCUGAAGACGCUGCUUUCGGACCAGCGCCUGCGCGGGCUGACGCCGCCGCCACCUCUCCAGCAGGGCGAGCUGCAGACUGUGCUGACCAGGUUCGUGGAGCUUAGGAGCGACGGUCGUGCUUUUGCUGGAGUUGCUGCUUCGCAGCAUUCGGAUGGCGGUACAGCACUUGUUAGUGGCGGUCAAGACCAUCACUAUGACGACUACGACGACGAGAACGACGACGAUGGCAAAGAGCACCUCCGCAUCCUAUACUCGUUCUUGCUGCGCGUGUCGCAGUUCUGGCGCGCUCUUCCCCGGUUGAAGGGUGAGGGUGCAUGGCAGGCCGACGAGGCGGGGCGGGCUAUUGACGAUGCGCUCAGCAGGUGGAGUGAGGCUGUGGGUGAAGGUUGGGGUGUUUGA
This is a messenger RNA of Exophiala aquamarina CBS 119918, 5256 nucleotides long. RefSeq lists its product as uncharacterized. NCBI's taxonomy places the organism in Eukaryota, Fungi, Ascomycota, Eurotiomycetes, Chaetothyriales, Herpotrichiellaceae. The record is from RefSeq and is a predicted model, not a curated record. The transcript has a single exon. The coding region runs from base 1 to 5256 and encodes 1751 amino acids.